Microplitis demolitor is the source of this 1907-nucleotide messenger RNA. RefSeq names its product GTP-binding protein 10 homolog. Bases 646 to 1815 code for a protein of 389 amino acids. Gene Ontology annotation, cellular component: mitochondrion. The record is from RefSeq and is a predicted model, not a curated record. NCBI's taxonomy places the organism in Eukaryota, Metazoa, Arthropoda, Insecta, Hymenoptera, Braconidae. Gene Ontology annotation, molecular function: GTP binding; GTPase activity; magnesium ion binding. The transcript has 4 exons.
UGGCGGGAAUUUAAAAAAAUUCAAACAAUGAUCGUGGAAUUAAUAGCCGGGUCGGCGAAAAUGAGCUCCCUUAACUUGGCACCUCAAAAUUAAUUUUUUUAAUUUUGUUAUAAACAAAUUAGUUGUCUGUCCAAUGUCCGUCAAUGUCCGAUAUAAUUUUUUAUUUGUCCGAUAAUUGUUUAUUUUUAAAAAAUUAAACAAAUUUUUGUUAUUAAGUUUCGUAUUGUUUUUUGAACAAGUCAAUUACAAAUAAAAAAAGAAAAAAAAAAAACUAAAAAUAUGCACAUGUUGAAAAUUCAAAAAACUAUAGGUACAAUUUUUUCCAAUAUUUUUUGUUUUUUAAAUUAUUGAAAAAAAAAAAUCCAAAUAUUAUUAGACGUCAGCUUACUUCAGUAUCAUAAAAAAUAUCAGUCUCGAAUCGUUCGAGUUAAAAUAAUCGAUUAAAAAUGUAAAUACAGUAGAAAAUCGAUUGCAUUAAUAAUCGAUUCUGAAUCGUACUUUUUAACAAUCGGCAAUUUUGUUUAUUAUGAUAAGCAAAUGAAUAUAAAAUUUUUAAAAAGUGCUAGUAUUAUUAUCAAUUAUUAAAAUUAAUAAAAUAAAAAAUUUUAAAAUCAUUCUUGACUUUUAAAUCAUAAAAAUAUAAAGAUGGUUUUCUUGACACGUUUCUUGUGUCUCCCCAAGAAAAUUCCAAGAAAAUUUUUACGAGCCGGUUUUCUUGACAGUCUAAAUUUACGAGUUAAGGCAGGUACCGGUGGCAUGGGUUUAGCACGAUACGGUGGAGUUGGUGGUCGAGGUGGAGAUGUAGUUAUUGUAGCUACUGAAGGAUUGUCAUUACAUCAUAUAGCUGCAAAAUAUCGUGACCGAAAAAUUAUAGCCGGCCACGGCAACGACAGCGAGAAAAGAGGUAUCAUUGGUCAACCUGGUGAAAAUGUCGAAAUCCAAGUACCUCGAGGAGUUACCAUCUAUGAUUCGAAUAAAGUUGUCAUUGGUGAAGUAGAUCAGCCAAAUUCGAAGCUAGUCGUAGCUCGUGGUGGGAUCGGUGGUUGUCCUGAGAACGGUUUCAGUGGACAGAAAGGCCAAAAUCAUGUUAUAACUCUCGAUUUAAAAUUAAUUGCCGACGUUGCUUUAGUAGGAUUUCCUAAUGCUGGUAAAAGUACUCUGUUAAGAUCGAUAUCAAAUGCCAAGCCACGAGUUGCUGAUUAUCCUUUUACGACAAUUCGUCCUAAUUUAGGAAUAAUAAAUUACCCAGAUCUCCGAAGAAUUACGGUUGCCGAUUUACCAGGACUUAUUGAAGGAGCUCAUGUCAAUAUUGGCAUGGGCCACAAAUUUCUUAAGCAUUUAGACAGAACAAAACUGCUUGUUUUCAUUGUAGACAUUCAGGGUUUCCGUUUAUCACAACAGCACAGUUACCGCGACUGUCUCGAGACAGUUAUUCUGCUGAACAAAGAAUUGGAACUUUAUAACCCAGACUUGUUGGACAUGCACGCAAUUCUUUUGGUGAAUAAAAUGGAUACUCCGGAUGCUGAUGUUAAGUUCAAAGAAAUAGAGUCAAUGUUACGUGAUCUCAGUACAGUAGUGCGUAAAAUUCCUGAUGAAAUACAACCCGAGAGAUUGAUUGAGUUUGACGAAAUUAUAAAGACAUCAUUGAUUAGCAAAAAUAAAGACGAAAUACAGAUGAUUAAAGACCGAAUUCGUCAUCAUCUAGACAAAAUAGCCAUAGAAGAAGUUAAAGAACGUGAAGAUAAAAAUGUUGAAGUAGAACUCUACGAAAAACUUAAAUCCGAAUCACGGACACAUGCUCCGACGAUGGUUUAAUUUUUAUAUAUGUAUAAACUUUAUUUUAUAUAUGUAAAUAAUUAUUCUUAUUAAAUAAUUUUUUAGUAAUUGCUAUUUAAAAAAAACAAACU